This is a messenger RNA of Alligator mississippiensis (American alligator), 853 nucleotides long. Its product is annotated as histone H1-like. Bases 53 to 709 code for a protein of 218 amino acids. Gene Ontology annotation, molecular function: DNA binding; structural constituent of chromatin. Gene Ontology annotation, cellular component: nucleosome. The record is from RefSeq and is a predicted model, not a curated record. Gene Ontology annotation, biological process: nucleosome assembly. Lineage: Eukaryota; Metazoa; Chordata; Crocodylia; Alligatoridae. The transcript has a single exon.
ACUCCAGCCCAAUUGUUUUCUUCUGUCUAGUGGAAAGCGUCUGUCACCAGCGAUGUCGGAAACAGCACCCGCAGCCGCGCCUGAUGCCUCUGCCACCGCCGCCAAGGCCCCCGCGAAGAAGGCGAAGAAGGCGGCGAGCGGCUCCAAAGCCCGCAAGCCCGCGGGGCCCAGCGUGACCGAGCUGAUCACCCAGGCCGUGUCCGCCUCCAAGGAGCGCAAGGGGCUGUCCCUGGCCGCCCUGAAGAAGGCGCUGGCAGCCGGCGGCUACGAUGUGGAGAAGAACAACAGCCGCAUCAAGCUGGGGCUCCGGAGCCUGGUGAACAAGGGCACCCUGGUGCAGACCAAGGGCACCGGCGCCUCGGGCUCCUUCAAGCUGAAUAAGAAGCCGGGCGAGGUCAAGGAGAAGGCGCCCAAGAAGAAGACGGCGGCCAAGCCCAAGAAGGCGGCGGCCAAGAAGCCCGCCAGUGCGGCCAAGAAGCCCAAGAAGGCGGCGGCCGUGAAGAAGAGCCCCAAGAAAGCCAAGAAGCCGGCGGCCGCGGCGGCCAAGAAGAGCGCGGCCAAGAGCCCCAGGAAGGCCAAGGCGGCCAAGCCCAAGCGGGCCGCCAAGAGCCCGGCCAAGGCCAAGGCGGUGAAGCCCAAGGCCGCCAAGCCCAAGCCCAGCAAGCCCAAGGCAGCCAAGGCCAAGAAGGCGGCGCCCAAGAAGAAGUAAAGCGAGCGGAGGAAGACGCCUGUCGUGCAAACAACCCCAACGGCUCUUUUAAGAGCCACCCACCCCUUCCUGAAGGGAGCUGCGACUCUGGGAUGGCUGAGAAAUCCCCGCUGGACUUUUUUAAUGAAGUUUUUCUCUCUCUGC